Alligator sinensis (Chinese alligator) is the source of this 5047-nucleotide messenger RNA. RefSeq names its product calcium/calmodulin dependent protein kinase kinase 2 (gene CAMKK2). The transcript has 16 exons. Gene Ontology annotation, biological process: activation of protein kinase activity; protein phosphorylation; CAMKK-AMPK signaling cascade. Gene Ontology annotation, molecular function: protein kinase activity; ATP binding. Bases 150 to 1835 code for a protein of 561 amino acids. NCBI's taxonomy places the organism in Eukaryota, Metazoa, Chordata, Crocodylia, Alligatoridae. The record is from RefSeq and is a predicted model, not a curated record.
GGCGUGGGGGGAAGAGGGUGCCGAUGCCACAGAGAAGCAGAACUGCAGCAGUGUCUCUGUGCAGGGCUGAGCUGCUGAUGGCUGUCAUGCACGCUUAGCCUCUCUGAUGGAGCUGCACCAGCCGUAGGGAUGAAGCUGGCAAGUGCAUCAUGCCAUCAUGCAUCCCCAGCAGAGCUGCCGCUGAGUGGCCCAUUUGUUACGAUGGACUGCGCAGCGAGGCGCCUGACGUUCUGUGCGCUGUGUUGUCAUUGAACACUGACUGCUUCGGCAUGGAGUCCUUCAUCGUGGUAUCAGAGUACGAUUCAACAGGUGCCAUGAGCGAGGAGCAGGGACUUGACCGACAGGAGGGACUGGAGGAAGAUGAGCGCAUGGAGCACUGCGGAGAAGAUACAAUCAUGUCUGACAGCAUUGGGCUUGAAGAGAAGACCGUCCCCAGCACUGGCGGGGGCCCGUUAGAUGAGAUGAGGGAGGCGCAAGUCAAGCUAAAUGUUUCCAGUCGAAAACUCUCUCUCCAGGAAAGGUCCCAGUCAGCACAGUCUCCCGGGAGUAACAUAGACAUGAACGAGCAUUACAUUUACCCAUCGCUCCCUUAUUCUCCAGUCACGUCUCCACAUUCGUCUCCUCGGCUGCCGCGGAGGCCCACAGUGGAAUCCAACAGAGUUUCUAUCACAGGCUUGCAGGACUGCGUGCAGCUUAAUCAGUAUAAGCUGAAAGACGAAAUCGGAAAGGGCUCCUACGGGGUCGUGAAACUCGCGUACAAUGAAGAUGACAACACCUACUAUGCAAUGAAAGUUCUUUCCAAAAAGAAGCUGAUGAGACAAGCAGGAUUCCCACGCCGCCCACCUCCUCGGGGAGCCAGAGCCAUACCUGAAGGCUGUUCCCAACCAAAAGGGCCAAUUGAACAGGUGUACCAAGAGAUUGCCAUCUUGAAGAAGCUGGAUCACCCAAAUGUGGUGAAGCUGGUGGAGGUGCUAGAUGACCCCAGCGAAGACCAUCUGUACAUGGUGUUUGAACUGGUAAAACAAGGGCCUGUCAUGGAAAUCCCAACCUUGAAACCUCUCACUGAAGAUCAGGCGCGGUUCUACUUCCAGGACCUCAUCAAAGGCAUUGAAUACUUGCACUAUCAGAAGAUAAUCCACCGGGACAUUAAACCUUCCAACCUUCUUGUGGGGGAGGAUGGUCACAUCAAAAUCGCUGACUUUGGCGUGAGCAAUGAGUUCAAAGGAACAGAUGCCCUUCUAACCAACACAGUGGGCACCCCUGCAUUCAUGGCCCCAGAAACACUCUCAGAAACCAGAAAAAUCUUUUCUGGAAAGGCUUUGGAUGUCUGGGCCAUGGGGAUCACGCUCUACUGUUUUGUGUUUGGGCAGUGCCCCUUUAUGGAUGAGAGGAUUCUAAGUUUGCACAACAAAAUCAAGACCCAAAGCUUGGAAUUCCCAGACCAGCCAGAAAUUACAGAGGAGCUGAAGGAUCUAGUUACACGGAUGCUGGAUAAAAACCCUGAAUCCAGGAUUUCAGUCCCAGAAAUCAAGUUACACCCCUGGGUCACCAAGAACGGAGUGGAGCUGUUGCCGACAGAGGAUGAGAACUGCACGCUCGUUGAGGUCACUGAAGAGGAGGUCGAGAACUCUGUUAAACACAUCCCAAGCCUGGCCACAGUGAUCCUGGUUAAAACGAUGAUCAGGAAGCGCUCGUUUGGGAACCCAUUUGAGGGGAGCAAGAGAGAAGAGCGAUUGCUGUCUGCCCCUGGGAACAUGCUGACCAGGAAGCAAGGCAGUGAAGAUCAUCUGAAGUGCAAUGAUUUGCCAAACGUGGGAGAGGAAGUUCUUUCAUGAAAAACAGCCUCGUGGUUACAAUGAGCAACUUUGUCCACGGCACCUGACACAACGUGCACCUGAGACUGGGAGACGUAACCACACCUAAGCCAAAUGAAGCAUGACAUAGCAGCGGCCCAGUAUAAUGCUGAGUGUCAACUUUACAUAGCAGCAUGUGAGAAAUCAGACUACAGCACAUGUCACAAACAUUGAACAUCUGAGUGUUAAAAAAGUCACCUCAAUGAAGCGCAGUGGAUUUCUUGUGUGAAAUGUGUUGGCUGACAUCAGAAAGGUGAGCUGAUGUGAAGGACAGUGAAAGGGUUCACAAACGGCAAACCAGUGCAGUUAUAACAGCUUUUAAGUGGUGUGAAUGCCAGCUAUUCAGAGACUAAUCCCCAUGUUACAUGGGUAUGUUACACCCCUAGAUACAAGGUGGGCAUGUGUAAGUGUGGAGCUUUUGCAAAGUGGCAGACACGGCAGUGAAUUUAGAAUUAUGCACUUGGACUGUUCACGACGUACCAGAAAUGUUGUUGCAUCUGUUUCUUGAUUCCUCUGAAUUGAAACAUUUUUAACUGCAUGGAAACGAAGCAAAAAAACACCUCCUCAGCUGCUUUAACAAAGCCUGCCUCUGUGAGUAAAGUUUUAUCAGUUUAACUAAGAGCAUCUUCAGGAAGUUGGUAAACUAAUGCUAAAUACAGUACUUGAAGACACUGCUUUCCUUUCAGGUCUUGCUGUUGGCAUGACUAGCUGAACGCAUGUUGGGCAGAGUGUUCGGAAGGUAAAUGCAUCUAAGGGCUUACAGUCUGGAUGGCACUUUCCUACUGCAGCGGGCACCUGAGUGAAAGUUUGUUGCUGCAGUAGCUGAGCUCUUUCUCUGAAUGGCAAAAGAAGCACUAACAAAAGUAGAUUUCUGAAUCUUUUACUUGAUCUAGAAUAUAUAGUGUAACAUAAUUCAGGGUAAAAUCCUUCACUUCCAUGUACAUUACAUGGUUUAAUACAAGUUAAAAUAUAAUACAAUUUAUGCUAUUUUUAAAGUAUCUGACUAGAUGUAAUGCUCCUUUAGGAUUUCAGCUCUUCCUGAAGUACUUAGAUUAGCAGGUAUCUUACAAAGCAGCAUUUUUUCCCUCCAAAUUCCUUAUUCUGAGGGCCGUGCUGCGUUUUCCUGCUGGCUAAUAGCCAAUAGUUUGUACAGCCCUGUGAGGUAAAGGCUCAUUAGCUGACCUCGGUACAUUCAGUGAAUAACUAGUUUAGGAUUACUCCUUGCUAUGAGCACUUUCAUCUUUGCUCCGGUUGUUUUGCAAUUAUUUUGUGGUGUUGGUAAAAUCUAAAUAGCAAGCAGUGGUAUAGAGCAAACUUCCCGAGCGGGAAUCCUCUGUGAUGGAGUAAGGCAGGAGAGCUACGGUAACACCAGAGUGGAGAAGAAGCAGGUUUGAGAUUCUGUAUCUGACUGAAAGAAGGAUCAAGGCAGGUAGGAUGGUCUUGUGGAUACACGACAGCAGUGGGAGUGCAGAGAGCUGCUGUGUCUUCUCAGCCCUGCCACUGGCUUGUGGAGUGACUGAGCGUAAGUCGCCUCGGUUGCAAGGCAGAUGUGGAACAGAGAGGAUUCCUUGGAAAGGGCUUGCGAGGCUGAAUUCCUUGUGCUCUGAUGGAAGGGGUUGUCUGAUUAGUAAUAUCCCCCCACCAACCUACAGCAAGGCAGUCAGCCAGAGCCAUUACGACAUGGAUGGUUGCUUUCCUGCCCGCCUCUGAAAUAUUAGUUCUUGGAUGCUUCACGAGGCAGAGUGCUGGAGUGGUUGGCCCCUCUCCAUGGUAGAGCAGAUCUCAUUGCCCUGGAAUGACACAGCUGUGCUUUUUUAGGAAAGGUCCCAAGUCAUAUAGUUAGAUACAGUCCUAUCCCAGUUCACUGAGGCACCUCUACUCUCAUCCUCACAAAACUGAUGAUGUGAAAUACAGAAGAGUCACAGCUUCCAUGAACGGGUCAGGUUUUGGGAGCAGAAUCAUUGGAGGUCGAGCAGUGGAAAGGAGACAGGGCUCAUCCUGUAACUUUAUCGGAGGCCACGACCUGCCAUGACUCCACUGCUUUGCUUUUUAAUACCAAGGAGAAUUAGGCAAUUGCAGGCUGCAAACCUUCUUCCUCCCCACAAAAUUUCCUUUUUUCCUUCAUGGGAAUACUCACAGAUCUGGAGCUGCUGACCAGGUCUGGCUGCUCCUAGAUGGGUGUUUUCCAAAAAUGUGUCUUACUAUCUAAAGUUCUCUGUAACUGUUCUUGUUGACAUUGUGCACAGAAGUACAUUCUUGUUAAAGAUCCAUGAGCAGUGAAUAUAUUCAGUGCCAAAUCUCUGCACUUGCCUCUUGCUGUUAAAGCUUAAUGACAGAGCUGGGGCAAUGGCAUAAGAGCGCAGUGUGGGUAGUGAUGCAGCAGUAAACAUGUGCUCAAGGACAGUGGUGAGGCUCCUGAGGUUCGGUGCAGCACAGCAACUUGUGGACAAGGUGCCCUUUGCUUCCUCAACCAACCCCCCAAACGAGUUUUCUGCAGGAGCCAGUUCCAUGCGUGAACCUCUGCUGAGCACGCUCUCCUGUUUUAACCUCGGCUUUCCUUUUUGGUCAGGUGUAUUGACAAUACAAAACUCUGAAGUGUCUGAAGCGUGAGGAAGAUGUGUUCGCUAAAUGCAUGGCCUGUUAGAGUGACUAUAUACAAACCUGUUCAGCUCUGCGCUUGCUGUCCUUUGCCAGUGAAGCAAUCUCUCUCUCUCUCUCUCUCUCUCUCUCUUUUUUCAUGUAGUGCAGUAAGCCUUUCUCCUGUGCCUUUUGAAAUAGCUGGUUUCCCACACCCCCUUCUUCAAAUAAGCUUCCCACUGACGUAAGUUGUCCCUGAGUGCAAGGCCAGAUGGCUCUGAAAUUGCAAAGGGACAACUUGGCCUUUUGGCUUUGCUAGCUUAUUCCCCCGCUGGUGCCCUGUUAUCUACUAGAUAAUCAGUCUUGUGGGUUUUCAAAGUUCCCUGCAUUGUCACUGACUUUUAUACUGUUUUGUUUAAUGCCCAAGGCUUGUGUUUUAUUCCCACCCCCUUUUUACUAUGCAUUUUACUUUAUCAGGUGUAUCAAGUUUAAAUACUGUGUAUUUAUCACUUUAAAUUAUAUUAACUAACUAAAAAAGAAAAAAAACCUCUAGAUGGUAUUCCACGACUGUUUAAACUUCUCUGUACAAGUGGAAAUAAAUGGCUUGCAAAAGUAAA